AUGGUUCCUGAACCCGUGGGCGCUUUGGCGACAAUGAUCGCAUCACCCGAAGCGUCACCAUCGACGUCCAGGGACGAGUGUUGGUAUAUGGAGAAAGCGGGAAGGCUAUUCGGCUACGAUGAGAUCAUCGCGCCAUGGGCUACGAAGCGCUAUAGUCUAUCGAUAGAGGGACUACACGAAGAGAUAAAGGAUAUCUUCCAAUGGUUACGACCAUGCGGAUUAGAAGAGGCAGUACGGUUAGAGGUAUUUCGAAAGGUGAAAUCCGCGAUAAAAGAGCGGUGGAAAGGAAAUAAUGUGCGAGUUUCGGUAUUUGGCAGUUUGCGGACUCGGUUGUUCCUACCAACAUCGGAUAUCGACGUACUAGUCGAGUGUGAAGAAUGGAAGGAUACGAGCACCAUGGCAACCUGCAUGCAGGAAACCGCAAACUACCUGGAAGAAGUCGGAUUGGCGAAAUCCGUAGCCGUCUUCUCCGAUGCUUUCGUUCCGAUCGUGAAAAUGGUUGAGAAGGACACCUUAGUGAAUGUUGACAUUUCGUUUAACACAGCGCAAGGUGUGAAAGCCGCUGACUAUAUUGAAAAGGUGAAAGAAGAGUUCCCAGUGGUGGAACCAUUAAUAUUGGUGCUGAAACAGUUCUUAAUAUUACGACGGUUGAAUACUACCUAUACGGGCGGAUUGUCAUCAUAUGGACUGAUCCUUAUGCUGAUUAAUUUCUUACAUCACUAUGGGAUGCCAAUUCGACGAAAACAUUUGUACAGCCCUGAGGUCAACCUUGGCGAGUUACUCAUGCGGUUUUUCGAGGUUUACGCCCAGGAAGUCAACUACGAUGCGGUUGGUAUAUCGGUGAUUGACAUGAGGUAUGUACCGAAGGAAGCGCGUCGUGACAGUGACAAGAAAGCUGCGCUGUUAUCGAUCGAGGAUCCAUUGUUAAUAACGAAUGAGGUGGGCCGAUCGUCUUUCAACUACGCUCUUGUACGAUCAGCGUUUGAACAAGCAUUACAAAUCCUCAAAGGUGUGUUCAUUCGUGAUCGACGAUGUGGUGCCGAAUGGCGACGAUUCUACAAAGGAAGUAUGAUGUCGCUAAUAAUGCCAUUCACACAGGAACAACUACAGUAUAGGAAUUGGCUGAAAAGUUUCGUGCUGGAAUACAAAGAACCAGAGCAACCACCGUCAACGAUCGUAUGUAACACGUUCCUUGCGCCGUCGGUCGAUUUGGCGAAAUGUGCGCUACAGCAGUACAUCAUGUCAUUACCUCGAAGUUCACGCCCACUCGAAAUCGUUGACCCACGUGACGUGGAGCGAAUGUCGACGACAGCGUCCGAAACGUCGCAAUCGCAGGACAACGUCAGCGAGACGACGUGCACAUCAAGCUGUGCGUCCGAUGAUGCCGGUCCAGUUGUCGAGGCACCAAUUCGUGGAUUGACAAUGUCCGAGAAAAGCGAAACGGAAUCGUCUGAGUCUGAAACUCGGUCCACUGGCGACGUUAAACGCGAUGAAUCCACGGAAACAACCGAAAAGCCGACCACGUUAGCUGCUAUUGUCGCCGGGAAGGUGAAUCGUAUGAAAUCACAAGAACUCAUAGACGAAAUGGACAAGAAGAAUGGAAAUAUCAAAGGUCGUACGCCUUCCCCCAGCGAAAACAAAACACCGCCUCUAGCGACGUCUGCGAAUCGCCAUAAUGGGACUUUGGGCUCCGGUGGAGGGGUGCCCCCUUCCUCGCAAUGUCGCGUAUUCCAUAACCAGCAGUACUAUCAGAAAGGCGAGCAGCGCGCGGGGUCAGCAUCGUCUCGCGACAGUCGCGGCGCGGCGACCGCUACGCGUCCGCUGGUUACCGGCGGCAAUGGAGCGCCGCGUAGCAGUCGAAAACCGGCCCAGCAGUACCAACAGCAGGCGGCUCCUCCCGCCGCCGCAGCCGCUCACUCGCCGCAGUCGAGGACGACAUCGAGGAAUGGUGGAUCGACGAAGAAGACCUACCAAGGAGUGUACUACAAACGGAGUACAGCACCAAUCACGGUGCGUCGUGACACAACGCCACGAUUACCGUCAGAUGACGGUGGUGAGUCGAGCGAACGGGAUUCGGUGAAGAACGACGGCUAUCAGACGAUGUCAUCGGUAGAACCACACGAUCUUAGCCUGCCCAGUGAAUCGUCAUCCUCAUCGUCAACGUGUAUACCCGCACAUGCAGGCCAUUCGUCGCAAACAGAAAUUAAGGUUGAGAAAGUAAAUCAUAGCUGGACUGUGAAGAAUUUCUCCCAUUGCUAUCAAGAGUAUCUGGAGAACUUCGUCUAUCUGUCGAGAGGAGAUGAGACGUUAACAUGGUCGAUAAAAAUUUAUCCAAAGGGAAACGGCGAGAACAACAAAGACUUUGUGUUUUUGUGUUUGAACCGAGUGGUGAACAGCAAUGCAAAAUCCACGAAAAUUGGCUUUAAGUCUAGGUUUAUGCUAAGGACAGCGGAGCUGAAAGAAAUCGACAUGAGGAUUCAUCCAAAUCCAUCGCACUCCGACUACGUCUCGUACAUAAAACGAGACAUUUUGUUCCCACAAAUACUUCCAAGAGAUUUGAUAAUAGUAAACGUUGAAAUUGACGUAGCCGUCGAAACUAUAACUACGACAACUGAGCCUAUAAUGACCUCGAACUGCGAACAACAACUAGUGGAAGACUAUCAACGACUAUUCCGCGAUGACUUAUUGACAGACUUCACCAUUCGUGUUGGUGGACGGGAAAUACGGGCGCAUAGGGCGAUUUUGGCUGCGAGAUCACCGGUGUUCCAAGCGAUGUUGAUGCAUGAGCUGACGAAUGAGACGAAGAGCGGCGUGUUGGAAAUAUGUGAUUUGGACUAUGAAGUGGUGUACGAAUUGAUUUACUACAUCUAUUGUGGUAGAUGUCAAAAAGAAAUCGGCGACAUUGCAACGGACUUGCUAAUAGCGGCCGAUAAGUAUCGACUGGUGGAGUUGAAGAAUCAUUGCGAGAAAUUCCUUGUGGAAAAUCUAGCGAAUGAAAAUGUAUGCCAGCUGUUGAUAUUAGGCGAUCUGUACAAUGCCGAACGAUUGCAAGAACGUGCUGUGCAGUUCAUACUUCAACGCCCGAAAUACAUCACAUCAACUCCUGGUUGGGAUGAUAUAUUAAAGCAACAUCCACAUCUAGUCACACGAAUUGUCAAUCAUUUCGAUAAGGCUCCUACGUCCGGCAGCGCUACAACGGAUCCGCUAGCCAUUCCCCCACCAUCAUUGUGA
This is a messenger RNA of Necator americanus (New World hookworm), 3231 nucleotides long. RefSeq lists its product as uncharacterized. Gene Ontology annotation, molecular function: ubiquitin protein ligase binding; poly(A) RNA polymerase activity; mRNA binding. Gene Ontology annotation, cellular component: nucleus; TRAMP complex; cytoplasm. The transcript has 22 exons. The record is from RefSeq and is a predicted model, not a curated record. NCBI's taxonomy places the organism in Eukaryota, Metazoa, Nematoda, Chromadorea, Rhabditida, Ancylostomatidae. Gene Ontology annotation, biological process: RNA 3'-end processing; regulation of proteolysis; proteasome-mediated ubiquitin-dependent protein catabolic process. Bases 1 to 3231 code for a protein of 1076 amino acids.